Ilyonectria robusta is the source of this 345-nucleotide messenger RNA. RefSeq lists its product as uncharacterized. The transcript is spliced from 4 exons. Bases 1 to 345 code for a protein of 114 amino acids. NCBI's taxonomy places the organism in Eukaryota, Fungi, Ascomycota, Sordariomycetes, Hypocreales, Nectriaceae. The record is from RefSeq and is a predicted model, not a curated record.
AUGGCCACCGCCCCGCCUCCAGGCAAGUUCGAGUUCCUCGUCAUCGCGCCCGACAAGCCCAACGCCCGUGAGAAGCGUCUCGAAGUUCGACACCUGCACUUCGAGGGCAUGGUCCCCUUCCGGGAGGAUGGAACCUGGAAGACCGGUGGCGCCCUUCUCAACAGCGUCCCCAAGGACGAUAACCCCGCUAGCCUGGACUUCAUGGGCAGCACCAUCGUGGUUGUUGCUGAGUCGGUCGAACAGGUCCGCGAGCAGUUGAGCAAGGACAUCUACGCCACCUCGGGUGUCUGGGAUAUGGAAAAGGUCCAAAUCUAUCCCUUCAAAUGCGCCUUCAGGAACCCUUGA